Molecule: messenger RNA, 2857 nt
Organism: Myxocyprinus asiaticus (Chinese sucker)
Lineage: Eukaryota; Metazoa; Chordata; Actinopteri; Cypriniformes; Catostomidae
Product: ras-related protein Ral-A-like
Exons: 5
Coding region: 243-851 (202 amino acids)
Biological process (GO): regulation of exocytosis; Ras protein signal transduction
Cellular component (GO): plasma membrane
Molecular function (GO): GDP binding; GTPase activity; GTP binding
Source: RefSeq, a predicted model, not a curated record
CUUGGUAGUUUGUUGGUGAAGACCAAGCCCAAGCCAAGGCUGUCAGCAGUGCUGAUCCCUUCUGAGUCAAGCACUGAGGCUAAAGAAAUUACCUAUAGCAGCCAAGCUAACAAGACGUCGAACACGCGAGUGCCUGUUUUGGGGACUUCUUUCUAGGGUUUCCUUAAUACUCAUCUACCUUGCACUUUUCACUACUUGGUCAUCAUCAUUGCACUACCACCUGCCUCUCAUUGCUUGAAGCCAUGGCUGCUAAUAGGAAUGCUUUGGCCCUUCACAAAGUGAUAAUGGUGGGCAGUGGCGGUGUGGGCAAGUCAGCACUAACACUGCAGUUCAUGUAUGAUGAGUUUGUGGAGGACUAUGAGCCCACUAAAGCUGAUAGCUACAGAAAAAAGGUGGUUCUGGAUGGAGAGGAGGUCCAAAUCGACAUCCUUGACACAGCUGGGCAGGAGGACUACGCUGCUAUUCGAGACAACUACUUCCGCAGUGGAGAGGGAUUUCUCUGUGUGUUCUCCAUCACAGAAUCAGAAUCCUUUGCUGCUACGGCUGACUUCAGAGAACAGAUACUUCGGGUGAAGGAGGAAGAGAACGUACCUUUUCUGCUGGUAGGAAAUAAGUCAGACUUGGAGGAUCGACGGCAAGUUGGGGUGGAGGCGGCCAAAGCCAGAGCAGAGCAGUGGGCAGUCAGCUAUGUUGAGACUUCUGCCAAAACCCGUGCCAAUGUAGAUAAGGUGUUUUUUGAUCUUAUGCGUGACAUCAGAGCCAGAAAAAUGGAAGAUGGCAAAGAAAAAAAUGGAAAAAAGAAGAGGAAAAGUUUGGCAAAAAGAAUUCAGGAAAGAUGUUGCAUUUUAUAAAGACUGCAGCAGUGGGCACUAUUAUGCUAAUUUCUUUUCUCUACUCUUCCACUGCUUCCAGAAAAAAAAAAAAACCAUCAGGUUUCAUCACUCUCUAGCCAAAUCUGCUGAUCAUCUUUAAAAAUACAUCCAGGCUCCAGUGUCUGUUACUUUUUGUUGUUGUUUUUCAAUGGGUACAAAAAGGGCAGAAUAUCAGAAAUGCAUUACCAAAAUGAUGUCAAACAGAGAGGCUGACCAAAUAGUGUCAAUGUUCUGACAUAUCAAACUAAAACAUUUGUAAGCUCAAGCACACCAUAACAAACUUUUAAACUUCUAACGAUUUAUGUACUGUGCAUGUUACUCAUGUAGCGAUGUUACUCAUCCCAUUUUAGUUGCUUUUAGUUCUUAACGCGACUAAGUUGUGGCAACACAGAGUGCUGAACACUAACACUCUCUGUAAAAUAAUACUACUUUUUGCUAUUUGUUUAUCAGUUUAAGGCGUGUUUUCAGGACCGUGGAGACUUGCACCUACUGUUCUGUUCUACUCAAACUAAAGCCUUAAUGAGUAUACAAAAACUGGGUGUAACUGGACAGUAUGGUUUCAGGACACCAUCUAAAAAAAAAUUACAGCUACAUCACCUAACAUUGCUAAAUAUUACUUUAAUGUGUAAAUGACUAAUACAAGCUACAUAAACCCAGGAGUUUAUUCUUGAUAGGAAUGCUCUCCAAAAACCUUUCUUUAAAUUAAAACGCUGUGUUAACAGUGUAAAGCCCAUGCUUUUCAGCAAAGAUUUCUUCAGUCUGCCUUUUGACACUGGUCUUCAUUUUUAUUUAAUAUCCUAUGCCUAAAUGCAUCGGACUUGUCACACGAGCGAAACAUAACCCCAUCUUGCAGUCUAAAGGGCUAAUCGAUAUCCCAGUGUAUGUGUGCAAUGAUUUUUGCUACUUAAAAAUAAGAUGGACAUCUGGCUUAGAUUCUUCUACUUUACUGUGAAAAACAGGUUGGAAUAUUGUUUUAUUACACAGACUGAUUUGUGUACUUUAUUAUAACUUAUAUGCAAUUGAAAUUGUCUUGCAUCUUUUAUCCUGUGUAAUUGUUUUCUAUUGUAAAUUAAAAAGUUAUUUUUGGGUUAGAAGGGUAAACUUAAAAUGAUGAAUUUAUAAUUUUUUUUUCAGUACAACUCUAAAAGAGCUGGACAUAAAUGGUGUUCGGUACACCUGGCCCUGGUGGCUACUCUGCAUACUCUGCAGAUAUGUAGUAAAAGGAACCUGUCUCCCUUUGAUAAAAGGUUUUGAAUAAGCACAUCCUAACCUUAAGUUCCAUGUCUAAAUAAAUGUGAAGUUAACAACUUUUUUUUUUACCUAACUCUGGCAUCUACCAAACAUGUUCUUUUUUGCUUGUAAUUGCCAUUUCCAGCUACAACUACACUGUUCCUUUAGAGUGAACACUGUGGGAUAAGCAAGUUUGUCUUUUCUUCCGUUUAAUUGGUCACAAUGGGUUAAAACCCCCACAACAAUGCUACACUUGUUUGGUCUAUUUGUGUGGUAAGUGUGCCAUGAGGCAAUGACGCUGACAUCAUAUGAACAGCUGAUGCCUCGAGACCCCAACUCAUUGCUUGAGUGAGUAACUGAUCUUUUAAAAAACAUUUACAAUACAAGAUAUUUUAAUAUUAAGCCUCUAUUGUUUGUGUCUCUCUUAUACACUUGUCUUAAUUCUCUACUUUAGGGUGUCUCUUGGCAAACGCUGAACAUGUAUAAGUUAUAAUGAUAAAUAAAAUAGCUUAUUAAAGGCCAAAUUAAAACAGUUAUUAAAACUAGCUGACAAAGACAGAAAGAAAACAGUGGAUUUUAAAAGACACUAACAUUCCUGAUGUAAUGUAAUAUUACAGCAGUAAUUGUCUAUAAUUUUGGUGAUAUGAAUGUUGUGAAAAAGAAAAACAUUUACGCAUAUUGUAUUUCAAAAUGUUAUGUUUCUGUUACAUAAAUAAAAUCUAUUUUUGUAGACCUAUGAGUCUGAGAUGAGAUUU